Molecule: messenger RNA, 2857 nt
Organism: Cuscuta europaea
Lineage: Eukaryota; Viridiplantae; Streptophyta; Magnoliopsida; Solanales; Convolvulaceae
Source: the annotation of a GenBank genome assembly
AUGCAUUUGUACAAAUAAGCUCCAUGAUUGAACCAUACAAAACAAGCCAGCUGCUAGUUUUUGCGAGUAUAUAUAUAAUAAAUACAUAUAUACAUUUCACAUAUAUAAAAGACCUAGCAAACUAGCUCAAAGCUUUAGCUUUAGCUAAUUACUCCCUCCGUCCCUUAUAACUUUGUCAACUUUCCUUUUUUGGAUGUCCCAUUAAUUUUGCCACUUUCCCUUUUAAGUAAAGAAUUUGUGGUUUCAGUUAAUUCUCUCUCCUCUGCACAAACCUCAGCCACACAAUUUUUAUUUUUUUAAUUCUUGUACCAAUCAAACACUUGGCAAAUUUAUUAGGGACGGAGGGAGUAUACAGCAGUGCAUGCAUCAUCUCCUAUUUUCACUUCUCUCUCACAUGCAUUAUGCAUAUUAAAAUGAUCACUACAAAGAAACUAAGCUACCAUAUAGAUGAUCAAUGCAUGCGCACAUGCAUGUUACCAAAAACCAGCUACUUAAUCAUGAAGAGUCAAUAACUUAUGCCCUAGCUAAGCUAGCCCCUAGCCCUAUCAAACACUUCCAUAUCACAAGUAAAAACAAACCCAAACCUCUAAACUUCCAGCCCUUUCAUCAUCAUCAUCAUCAUCACAAGCUCUCAUAUAGCUAGGCAGCUCAUAUUCUUCAGUAUACUUUAAGAGUUUAGUGCCAAUUUUUUCCCUUUUUAAAAAAUAUAUAUAGCACUUUACAUGCAUACAUAUUUAAAUUUAAUUAGUUGGUCUUUAUUUCUUGAAUGGGGAAGUUAAGAAUUGGUAAGGUGUUAGACAGAUUGUGUCUUUCUUCUGGGUCGUCUGGAGGGUGUUGUUUUUGCAUAAAUAGUUUUGAUAAAAGUCAAGUUGCUAUGGUUGACUGGGAAAAAAGGCCACUCAUGGAUAAUCCCUGCAAGGAUGGGCAUCAGCAAGCUGAUAGGUUGAAAGAUGUUAUUUCUGAUGGACCUCACACCUUAGCUUUUCAGCUCAAGCCUAAGAUGGUGGUCCUGAGGGUCUCCAUGCACUGCUGUGGUUGCGCCAAGAAAGUGGAGAAACACAUAUCUAAGAUGGAAGGAGUGACAUCGUACCAAGUGGACUUGGAAACGAAGAUGGUGGUUGUAAUAGGAGACAUCGUCCCUUUUGAAGUGUUGGAGAGUGUUUCCAAAGUGAAAAACGCAGAGCUGUGGACCAAUACCGCUGCCUCAAUUUAAUCUGUCUCCAAUGCCUGUACCUGCUUUUUUAUGUACAAGCAUUGUACCUUGCGUUACACCCAACAUAAUUACAGUUUGAUUGUACAAAAUGUUACUCCCUCCGUUUCUGAAACAAGUUCCACCUUUCCUUUUCGGGCAGAUUCAAAAUUAAGUUCCACUUUCAAACAUUUCCUUAUUUGGUAAAUUAUCUACAUCAAAACAGUGUCAAACAGUGUUCAAACAGUGCCAAACAGUGUUCAAACAGUGCCAAACAGUGCACUCCACAGUAAAGUCAAAUUUGUUUUCUUAAUAUGUGUGAAGUCAAAUGUGGAACUUGUUUCAGAAACGGAGGGAGUAUGUAUAAAUAAAAUUUCAAAUGAUGAUUGUACAUGUGUCUUCCAAAUUUAAAAAAAAGUAGUCUAUCCACCCUUUUUUUUAUUGAGUUUCAUACCCGCACGGGUAGCUCAGUUGGUUCAGUGAUGAGAAAUUUGGAACAUUGACCAAGAUUCGAAACUCCCAGCGGCGGCCGUGUUGAGGUUACAGUUCAUGCGUGCUGGGCUGGACCUCUGGUGCGCACGGUAUAAGGCCUAUCAUGAUUGGACCGACUGAGUCACCGUGACUUACAUCCUCCCAAAAAUCUUGUCGGGAUGAGGUGUGGGGACCCGGGUUGGAAAUUCAACCUUUUGGAACAUUUAUAUUGAGUACCAUCUUUUAGAGACAGUUUGAUGUACUGCAAUUGAUGAAAUUGUGAUUGAGUGGUGAAUGGUGAAUGAUAAAGUUAAAUUUAAUGCGUACGUACUAUGGCGUAUUUUAUUAAGAAAUCUAGAAAAAGGUACAUGAAAUAUAGUUAAAACUGUCAUAUUUAAUCAAUUCAAUCAUACUCCUUAUUACCUAUAUUGUGUUGGAAAUAUGAUGAAAUAAAUAAUGGUAUAAUAUAUGAAUUGAGUGUGACUUAUUAUACAUUAAAGAACAACUUACAUUGCAUGUUUGGAUCUAUUUCAUUUAAUGACUAGAAUCCAUAGCUGUGAAAGUUGUAAGUGUAAUGUAUUAGUUUGAUGAAUUUAUUGUCCAAUAAUGAUGUGGAGUAUAUUUGUACGUACUAUAUUCUUCUCCUAUUGUGGGUUCUUCUCUAGUCAACGGCAAAUCAGACAACGGUCGAAGGUUUCGGUCAAGGUAGCUACAAGUUUGAAACAGAGUAGGAUUAUCCUGGAAGCGAGUUGGCCAGUCCCGUUCGAGUAGCGAUCGAGAUACGGGAGCUUUUUUUGUUCAAGGCCUAUCCGGUUAACGGACGAUCUUACGCUAAGUUUUUCAUUUUCUACCUUUUACAUUUAUAUUUUAUUUCUAAUUAUUAUUCUUUUAUUUGUUCUUGCAUUUGGUGGUUUGUCUGAUGAUUUGUGAUUAAACUCAGGAUUUUAUCUGACUAAACUCGCCAUUUAAACACUAUUUCUCUAACAUAUUGUUCUAUUACUGCAGAAUUUAACACAGAAACACUCCAUAAAGCGUUGCAAUACGGGCUUUUGUUGUGAUGCAUUUAAAUAAAUAAAGCGUGCACUUGAAAUAUAAUAUGACCACUAGUGUUCUAAAAUGCGCCAAAAAGCGCCGUGUAACACUGUCCCCAAGUAUAUUUACUUUUUAGUAAAUCAUGUAAUAAACCUUGAAUAAUGA